This is a messenger RNA of Clupea harengus (Atlantic herring), 2466 nucleotides long. RefSeq names its product TBL1X/Y related 1a (gene tbl1xr1a). Lineage: Eukaryota; Metazoa; Chordata; Actinopteri; Clupeiformes; Clupeidae. The record is from RefSeq and is a predicted model, not a curated record. Gene Ontology annotation, biological process: regulation of transcription by RNA polymerase II. Gene Ontology annotation, molecular function: transcription corepressor activity; protein binding. Gene Ontology annotation, cellular component: histone deacetylase complex.
CCAUUUUCGCCUGGCAGGUCACCGCUUCAGUGUUUGAGUGUCUGAAGCCGUUGGCUGGUCCUGAACCGUUUGGCUCUUUCUCCACUAGCAUACAGCCCCACAAUGCUCCUCAGUCUCUCUUAAAUGCAAUUUUUAACAGAUUUUACCGAACACUUUCACCCGUGUGUUGUAACCGGACGCUUAUUUGGGAAUUUAACCAUCGGAUCGUCGUUGAAGAGUAGGGUUAUAACGCUUUGUUUUAGCCCUAUUUAAAAAAAUAGCCGUGGAGGAGGAAAUUCCACACAAGCAACACAGCAGAGAAGGCACCCCUUGUGUGAUCCGGAUAUUAAAAGUGUGUUGAUUGACGAUAAUUCCCACGGCUUUAAGAUUGUCAACAGGCAUCCGAACCACACUCGGUCACAUGGUGCUACGACUCGGAGGACAGAACGCCUGUGCAACUUCUGAACUGGGGGAAAAGAAUUGAUACUGUGAUCACAAACAACAUUACUCAUCACCCAAGUCAGAUAAAGUGACCGCAACAACCAACAAUGAACUUCUCCCUAGUAAAGCCUGUGUCCUGUGUGCUGACCUCAUGGUGUAAGCAAGUGUAAAGAUGAGCAUAAGCAGCGAUGAGGUCAACUUCCUGGUGUACAGAUACCUGCAGGAGUCAGGGUUUUCCCACUCGGCCUUCACGUUUGGCAUAGAGAGCCACAUCAGCCAGUCCAACAUCAAUGGAGCUCUAGUGCCCCCUGCUGCACUCAUCUCCAUCAUUCAGAAGGGCCUGCAGUACGUCGAGGCAGAAGUCAGCAUCAACGAGGAUGGCACGCUGUUUGAUGGACGGCCAAUCGAGUCCCUGUCGCUGAUCGACGCGGUGAUGCCAGACGUGGUUCAGACGCGCCAGCAGGCUUACCGGGACAAGCUGGCGCAGCAGCAGGCGUCCACCGCCCCUGUGCCCACCACCGCCAACAUGCAGGGCAACGCCAAGAACGGAGAGAACACCGCCAACGGCGAGGAGAACGGAGCGCACACCCUAGCAAAUAACCACGCAGACAUGAUGGAGGUGGACGGGGAUGUGGAGAUCCCUCAGAACAAGGCCAUGGUGCUGCGCGGUCACGAGUCAGAAGUCUUCAUCUGCGCCUGGAACCCCGUCAGCGACUUGCUGGCCUCAGGGUCUGGGGACUCGACGGCACGCAUCUGGAACCUGAGUGAGAACAGCACCAGCAGCUCCACUCAGCUGGUACUGCGCCACUGCAUACGUGAGGGCGGCCAGGACGUGCCCAGCAACAAAGACGUCACGUCGUUAGACUGGAACAGUGAGGGUACACUACUAGCAACAGGCUCCUAUGAUGGAUUUGCAAGGAUAUGGACGAAAGAUGGGAAUCUUGCCAGUACUUUAGGUCAACACAAAGGUCCUAUUUUUGCAUUGAAGUGGAACAAGAAAGGAAACUUCAUCCUUAGCGCGGGGGUUGAUAAAACUACAAUCAUCUGGGACGCCCACACAGGGGAAGCCAAGCAGCAGUUCCCUUUCCAUUCAGCGCCUGCCCUGGACGUGGACUGGCAGAGCAACAACACGUUCGCCUCCUGCAGCACGGACAUGUGCAUCCACGUCUGUAAGCUUGGACAGGACCGGCCCAUCAAGACAUUCCAAGGACACACAAAUGAAGUAAAUGCAAUCAAAUGGGAUCCAACUGGCAACCUGCUGGCAUCAUGUUCAGACGACAUGACCCUAAAGAUCUGGAGUAUGAAACAAGACACUUGUGUCCAUGACUUACAAGCUCACAGCAAAGAGAUCUACACCAUCAAGUGGAGCCCGACAGGACCCGGCACCAACAACCCCAAUGCCAAUCUAAUGCUCGCCAGUGCGUCGUUUGACUCUACUGUGCGGCUAUGGGACGUGGACCGAGGGAUCUGCAUCCACACGCUAACCAAACACCAGGAGCCCGUCUACAGUGUGGCCUUCAGCCCAGAUGGCAGACACUUGGCCAGCGGCUCCUUCGACAAGUGUGUUCAUAUCUGGAACACACAGACUGGUGCUUUAGUCCAUAGCUAUAGGGGAACAGGGGGAAUCUUUGAAGUUUGCUGGAAUGCAGCAGGAGACAAAGUGGGUGCAAGUGCAUCGGAUGGAUCCGUUUGUGUAUUAGAUCUGCGGAAAUAACGCUGCUUGUUGGAAGCCAUGGACCGACUAUGAAUGUGUACAUAGCCAAAAUGACUGUCCCUGCCCCAUGUCCUGCUACAGUCCCUGUUGAACCAUGGCCAGCCACUACAAAAACAAACAACAAGCACCCUGACCCUGCAGACGAAGAGGAAGAGGAAGAGGGAGCGAUGUGAUUCCAACCAGAGACAUGAAAGGGACUUUUGUGACACAGAUGGAGGACAAAACAUUAAAAAGAAGAAAAAAAGGACCCAUAUAUGUACCAAAAUUUGGAAGAUAUUUUACUAUUCGUUCUUCAAAAACCAAUCUCAUCAAAAUAAAAGAAAGGAUUUUAA